Molecule: messenger RNA, 615 nt
Organism: Aspergillus heteromorphus CBS 117.55
Lineage: Eukaryota; Fungi; Ascomycota; Eurotiomycetes; Eurotiales; Aspergillaceae
Exons: 2
Coding region: 102-428 (108 amino acids)
Source: RefSeq, a predicted model, not a curated record
AAACACUCCUCGAAGAUCAAGCUGUCCUCCAUAUCGCAGUAUCUUGCUCCGAACUACACACACCCGCGUGAAGAUAACUCAACCUGCACAAUCUCACAACCAUGUCUUCCGAAGACAAGAACAACAACCCCGGCCUCGUUAGCGGUCUCGGCGAUACCGUUGGAAAGACAGUGGGCGGUGUCACGGAUACUGUCGGCGGCACUGUGGGCGGACUGGGCCAGACGGUCGGCGGGUUGACCCAGGGCCUGGGAAAAACUGUCGGUGGUGUCACCGAGGGUCUGGGAAACACCACCAAAGGCCUCGGAGAAGGACUGGGUAACACGACUAAGAGCGUCGGAGAUGGAGUGGGCAAUACGACCUCGGGCGUCACCAGCUCUACAGGAGAUAUCCUGAGCAGCAUCGGCGGCGAUCGAUCGGGCGGCAAAUAAGCAGGACGCAACGUCCGCUUGGGUUAUGACAUGAUGAACCUGCUUUUGUAAUGAGCCUGCUGGUGCAGGCCAAUGUUCUGUUCGUUUAAUCGGUCAGCGUUGGUGGAUUGUAUUCUAUUUAACGGAACGCUUGAGGAUAUUCAAUUGUCACGGUUGAUGGUGAAAACAUUAAUUAAGAAGCUGCGAG